Molecule: messenger RNA, 924 nt
Organism: Podospora pseudocomata
Lineage: Eukaryota; Fungi; Ascomycota; Sordariomycetes; Sordariales; Podosporaceae
Exons: 1
Coding region: 1-924 (307 amino acids)
Cellular component (GO): nucleus
Source: RefSeq, a predicted model, not a curated record
AUGGCGCCUACUUACUUAAUCGUUGGUGCGACUGGCAACACCGGCCAAAGUGUUGUGGAAACCUUGUCCAAGCUUUCAACAUGCGCUGUCAUCGCCUUGACACGAUCGCUGCACAGUCCGGUCGCAAAACAUCUCGCGACUCUCCCAAAUGUCCAAGUCCUCGAAAAGAACUGGAUGGACAUCACGGCACAGUGGCUACGUGAGCACGAGAUAGAAAGGGCCUUUGUCGCAACUCCUAGCCAGCCAAGUCAGUUUGCCGAAGAAACCACAUUCCACGUUGCCGCUCUCAAAGCCGGCGUCAAAUACGUAGUGCGCAUUUCAACAACAGCAGCCAACGUCAGACCUGACUGCGAAGCCUAUUAUCCGCGCAUCCAUUGGGCAAUCGAGGCUUUGCUCAGUACACCAGAGUUUAAGCCGCUGCAAUGGACGUCUCUCCAGGCCAACAACUUCUCCAGUUUCUGGUUAGCUACCGCAGCCGAGUUCAUCAAGCAAUAUCGCAAGACCGGUAAACAAGACAAACUUCGGUUGGUGGCAUCAGAGGAUGCACCUGUUGGGACUGUCGACGCCAACGACGUGGGAGUUUUGGCGGCGCAUCUGUUAUUGCAAGAGGACGUCUCACCACAUAACAACGCCAAAUAUGUUGUUAAUGGACCUGAGGACAUUACGGGAAGACAGAUCGUUGAGUUGGUUGAGAGGUACAUCGGCACCAGCGUGGACAACGUUAUGUUCAAGGAUAUGUCGUUUCUUGAUUAUAUGAUUGGUGUGACUCAAGGGUCCCAAAGUGUUUUGAUGUCUAUGAAGCAUGGCCCAGAGACAGCGUGGAAUGGGGAGUGCACAGCGUCUGCCACAAGUGAGGCAGUCUUGAAGCUAGCUGCGCCUACUCGGACACCAGCCGACACUUUGAAGGCAAUGCUGCAGGAAUGA